This is a messenger RNA of Entamoeba invadens IP1, 1845 nucleotides long. RefSeq names its product serine/threonine protein kinase, putative. The coding region runs from base 1 to 1845 and encodes 614 amino acids. NCBI's taxonomy places the organism in Eukaryota, Evosea, Mastigamoebida, Endamoebidae. Gene Ontology annotation, biological process: protein phosphorylation. The record is from RefSeq and is a predicted model, not a curated record. The transcript has a single exon. Gene Ontology annotation, molecular function: ATP binding; protein kinase activity.
AUGUAUUUUAUAAGAAAUAAUAAAAACAUGAUUAAUCGGGAGAUUAGGUAUGUUGGAAUGAACAAACAUAAGAGUAAUCUAAAAAAUAGAAAAAUGGCCCUUGUUGACCACCGAGCCAUUCAACCAGACUUGAUUUCGGAAUCAUUUUACUACGCCGCGGUGGGGACACACACAACGGAACUGACACAUUCCAUCCUUCACUUUAACUUUUCCGAUCGUACUCUUACGGUGUAUCCCGAAAAUUCAUUUCACACCCCCGAUGGGCCCACCUCCGAGGAAAUACUCUUUUCAAUGUUCGACUGCGCAUACAUCAUGCGUUCUGGAGAAGUCUCCAUUAUCAAAGUUGAAUUUUAUUCAACGAGAAAUAUGUACAUUCGCGCAAAUAACGUGAGUGACCACAACACACUCUACACAAUUUUUAGAGCACUCACAAGAAGCAUCAGAACACUUUUUAAAAAGGACUUUUUGGCGUUGGACUGGAGACAGAAGAUUAGGGUUUUUGACUGUACGUUUAGGGGAAGAACCGACCCUUUGGAAUUCACUAUUUACAAUGGAGUUGUCACUGUCUCGUACAAGAGAUGUGCUAUUCCAUGCAUCAUUAUUCCGAUGGACUCAACCGUAACUAUUUCGAGAAGAAAUUCUUUGCAUAUUACUUCGAACCUUAAAAAGGUGCUUCUUGUUCUUUCACCAGACGACUUACAAGAGGCGUUUAAGCUUCUUUCAAAUUGUAGGCAUAGAGUUGUCCCACCACCUCGCGUUGUAAACGACAUGAACGCCGGGAGACUGUCGGAACUAUCAAGCUAUGCAAUGCAGCUUGUCGAAGAGGAUGAGCUAUACCCCGAAGAAUGUCUGGAACACUUUGAUGAGCUGUGCGAAGUGCUCAAGUACAUUGGAAAGAAGAAAUACGCCACACGACAACAAAAGGUCGAUUACAUGAACGAGAAGUACCAGAAGAAGGAAAAACUGGACGACCCUCCGAAAGAGUAUCCCGAAGACGACCUGAUGCAGUACGUGACAUCAUCAAAUCCAUUUUUGGAAUUGCGUCGGUUGGAAUCAGUUGGGAAAGGUGGGUUUGGAGAGGUGUUCAAGGCGCAGAUGAAGAGCGAUGGUCGUUUUGUUGCUUUAAAAGUGUUGAAACACUCCAUAUCAGAAAGAUACACAAAAAUAGGGCAAGAGAUUGCGCGGAUGGCGACGUGGAAAAACGAGUAUUUGAUUGGGAUCGAGAAGUGUUGGUUGUAUGAGAAUCGUGUGUAUAUAGUGAUGCCGAUGUGCAAUGCAGGCAGUGUCAAAACGGUCGUGAAGAACAAGGAUCAUGUGUUUGCGCUUUGCGACGUGGCGUAUGUCAUCGGAAGUGUGUUAAAUGGGUUGGCGUACAUCCAUGAGAGAGGUUUUAUACAUCGAGAUAUCAAACCGGCCAAUAUUUUGAUGAACGAAAAUGGAGGAGUGAAACUUAUUGAUUUCGGACUUGUCACCCGCGUCGAGUCUAAGCCGCACACCCGUUCCGGGUCAAAGCAAUACAUGGCACCUGAAGUUAUUUUGCAGAAGGAGUACGACGAGAAGGUUGAUAUAUGGAGUAUUGGGUGUGUGACGCAAGAGCUGGCAGAAGGAAAGAGCCCGUACAGAGAAGAUGGAAUCGUCAAGUUGUUAUUUAGAACCGUCACCAAUGGGGCCAUGGGGUUGAGAAGAAUCAAGUAUUGGGACAACGUGUUCAUUGAUUUUGUCUCUCAGUGCUUCUACUACAAACCAGAACAAAGGUUGUCAGCUAAAGAGCUCUUAGCACAUCCGUUUAUUGGAUGGGCGACCACAAGCUACUUCUACAAAAAAUACCAUAAUUUACCUCAAUAA